AAUUCUUUAUUGCCAUGUGCCAAAUUCAUAUAUGCAACUCUAUGUCCAUCAAUAUUUUUACGGCCGAACAUUAUUUCGGCGGGAAGUGUAUAGUUGAGGAUGUCAAGCCCAAUGCGACCUCCGCGUACUCCAACGCGUUCAGAAUCAAGAACACCUAGACGUCAAGUAGUUAGAUCAUCUCCAAGUAGUAGAAGCUCACCCAGUGUACCCGGGGCACAAAAUGCAACAACGCCAAGUCAAAACGGCACACCAAGUCGAAACGGCACACCAAGUCGAAACGGCACACCAAAUCAAAAUGGUACACCAAGUCAAAGCGGCACACCAACUAGGCGAGGAAUACCAAAUGAUUCGUCCGAUACUCCACUUAGAUGGGGAGUUAAUCGCAGAGCCCAAGAAACAAUUGUGGCUUCUUCAGAAGGACCAUCAUCCAGUGCUCCAGUCUCUUCGCCUAAUCAACUUUUGAUGACAAGUCCACUUCCCCAAGGAAUGACGGAAAUUGAUUUAUCUUCUCCUUUAAAUUAUGGCACUCCAAGCUCUCUUGGAUCUGUUCGAACACCUAGAAGUGGCAUUCGUGGAACACCUAUUCGUCAAAGAUCAGAUAUUAGGACUGAUAAAAGAAUGAGGCAGGUUAAUGUUAUAUCUGAACCAACGAUUCCAGAAGAGUCGGGUGUAGCUGGAUUGGUUACUUCAUCGGAAAGCGAAAAUUUAGCUGGUCCUCAGCUUGUUGUAUGGGGAACGAAUGUUGUAAUUAACCGUUGUAAAGAUCAGUUUAAAAGAUUUGUUCAGCGUUUCAUUGAUCCAGAAGCAGAAAAUGAUGAACUACCGGAAAAUAUGAAUGUAUCGGAACCAUUAUAUUUGCAGAAACUUCAUGAAAUUCAUACUUUAGAGGAACCCUAUAUGAAUAUCAAUUGUGCUCAUUUGCAAGUUUUUGAUGAGCAAUUGUAUAAGCAAUUAGUUUCAUAUCCCCAGGAAAUCAUACCAACUAUGGACAUGGCAGUAAAUGAAAUGUUUUUCGAGAAAUAUCCAGCUGCUGUGCUGGAUCAUCAAAUACAAAUAAGACCUUUCAAUGUUGCCAGAACAAAAAGCAUGCGUAUGCUUAAUCCUGAGGAUAUUGACCAAUUAAUAACUAUAUCGGGAAUGGUUAUUCGAACAUCUAAUGUUAUUCCUGAAAUGCGAGAAGCAUUCUUUAAAUGCAUCGUUUGUUCCCUCACAACUGUCGUGGAAAUUGAUAGAGGUCGUAUUAAUGAACCCACAGUUUGCACUAAUUGUAACAAUAAUUAUUGCUUCUCUUUGGUUCAUAAUCGCAGUCAUUAUUCCGAUAAACAAAUGGUUAAAUUGCAAGAGUCGCCGGAUGAUAUGCCUGCUGGACAAACACCGCAAACCAUUAUAUUAUUUGCCCAUAAUGACUUAGUCGAUGCAGUUUCAGCUGGUGAUAGAGUUAUUGUUACUGGAAUUUAUUGUGCAUCUCCAAUCCAAGUUGUCCCAAGAGCAUCUAAUAUACGUUCAGUGUACAAAACACAUAUCGAUGUUGUUCAUUACAGGAAGCAGGACUCUAAGAGAUUGUACGAUGUGGAAGAAGGAAAAGAACAUGCCUUUCCUCCAGAAAGAAUCGAACUUUUAAAGUUAUUAUCACGGAAAAAGGAUGUAUAUGAUCGACUUGCAAGAAACAUUGCGCCUAGUAUUUAUGAAAACGAGGACAUUAAGAAGGGCAUUCUUUUGCAAUUAUUUGGCGGUACAAAGAAAACACACAAUGCAUCUGGCAGGAGUCAUUUCCGAUCUGAAAUUAAUAUUUUACUCUGUGGAGAUCCUGGAACCAGUAAAUCACAAUUAUUACAAUUUGUUUAUAAUUUAGUACCUCGAUCUCAGUACAGCAGUGGAAAAGGUUCUAGUGCCGUUGGUUUAACUGCUUAUGUCACCAAGGAUCCAGAAACUCGACAAUUAGUUUUACAAACUGGAGCACUUGUUCUUGCCGAUAAUGGUAUUUGUUGUAUUGACGAAUUUGAUAAAAUGAAUGAUAGUACAAGAUCUAUGCUUCACGAAGUAAUGGAACAACAAACAUUAAGUAUAGCUAAAGCUGGAAUUAUUUGCCAGUUGAAUGCUAGAACUAGCAUUUUAGCUGCUGCUAACCCUUGUGAAUCACAAUGGAAUAAACAUAAAACGGUCGUGGAGAACGUCAUGCUGCCUCAUACACUCAUGUCUCGAUUCGAUUUAAUUUUUUUAAUGUUAGAUCCGCAAGAUGACUUGUUUGACAAAAGAUUGGCUCGACACUUAGUGUCAUUGUAUUAUCAAGCAGAGCCUGAAGAAGAAGAUGAUUUAAUCGACAUGAGUGUAUUACGCGAUUAUAUUGCAUUUGCUAAAGAACAUGUUCAUCCGGUACUUGGAGAAGAAGCUCAACAAAGAUUGGUUCAAGCUUAUGUUGAUAUGCGCCGUGUUGGCAGUGGUCGUGGACAAAUUACUGCUUAUCCACGUCAACUCGAAUCACUUAUUCGUCUUGCUGAAGCUCAUACUAAAGUACGACUUGGUAAAACCGUUGAAGUGGAAGAUGUAGAAGAAGCUUGGAGAUUACACCGUGAAGCUUUAAAACAAUCAGCGAUUGAUCCUCUCAGUGGUAAAAUUGAUGUUAGUAUUUUGACAACUGGUAUGUCUGGAUCUGCUAGACAACGUAGGCUUCAGUUGACAGAAUCAUUAAAAAAAUUAAUCGAAUCAAAGGGAAAAGUUCCUACAUUAAAUUAUCAAAAAUUGCUUGCCGAAUUUAAAGAAUCUUCAAAUAUUCUUGUAACUCGAGAUAUGUUUGAGGAUGCUUUAAAAAAUUUACAAGAUAAUAAGAUAAUCUUUGUUGUCAGCAAGAAUACAAUCAGAAUAUGUUCUUAAAAGAUUUAUCUACAGUAAAAAAUGUGCCUUAUGUAUAAUAUUCUUAAUUAAAAUAUCAUCACUUUUGUAUUAUUGACUA
Molecule: messenger RNA, 2950 nt
Organism: Ceratosolen solmsi marchali
Lineage: Eukaryota; Metazoa; Arthropoda; Insecta; Hymenoptera; Agaonidae
Gene: dpa
Product: disc proliferation abnormal
Exons: 9
Coding region: 100-2871 (923 amino acids)
Biological process (GO): mitotic DNA replication initiation; DNA replication; DNA strand elongation involved in DNA replication
Cellular component (GO): nucleus; MCM complex
Molecular function (GO): single-stranded DNA helicase activity; ATP binding; single-stranded DNA binding
Source: RefSeq, a predicted model, not a curated record